AUGUCAUCCUUCAAGCUCCUCGUGGCUCUCAUUCCCGCCCUCGCUGCCGCCGCCUGCGUCGGCCCCGCCGUCAACGACGCAACCCUGGACCUGCUCAAGGGCUAUGAGAAGAUGAUCCCCAACCCCUACGACGACGGCUACGGAAAUCCCACCAUUGGAUACGGCCACCUAUGUCAGGAUUCUUCCUGUUCGGACGUCUCCUACUCGCAGCCUCUCACUGAAGAAACUGCAACGAAGCUGUUGGCUGAUGACUUGGAGGGCUUCCAAGACGCCGUCACAAACGCCCUCGCCGACGCCGUGACUCUCAACGACAACCAAUACGGCGCUCUCGUCUCGUGGACAUUCAACGUCGGCGCGGGCGGCAUGCAAUCGUCCUCGCUCGUCCGACGGAUGAAUAACGGCGAAGACGUGGAUGUUGUUGCGCAGGAGGAGUUGCCCAAGUGGGUGCACGCGAACGGCGAGGUCUCGGAGGGUCUGGUGAAUCGUCGAAAUGCCGAGUUGGAGUUGUUCGCAACUGCCAGUAAGGGAGAGGCGUUGCCUGCUCCUUGCUAG
Aspergillus melleus is the source of this 552-nucleotide messenger RNA. RefSeq names its product lysozyme. Lineage: Eukaryota; Fungi; Ascomycota; Eurotiomycetes; Eurotiales; Aspergillaceae. Gene Ontology annotation, molecular function: lysozyme activity. The record is from RefSeq and is a predicted model, not a curated record. The transcript has 2 exons. Bases 1 to 552 code for a protein of 183 amino acids. Gene Ontology annotation, biological process: peptidoglycan catabolic process; cell wall macromolecule catabolic process.